AUGGCAUCCGGUGCCGGCCGCAUUCGGAGGGAGCGCACCUUUGUAGGAAGUGAAUGCGCCGUCUGCGAGGAGCCUCUGGAGCACACGCUGCAAGGUGAACGCAUCUUGCAAUUCUCGUGCUCGCAUGUUUCUCACGAAGCUUGUUUCUACGAGUUCAUCCGCGAAUUCGAAGCGCAGUACUGCCCCUCAUGUGAUGCGCCGCUGCAUCUCGACACCAGCCGGGGUGGCAACGUCUUGGAUAUCGAGAAGAUCAGCAGUAUGGUCAAGUCGAGCCACUCUAGCGACAACAGGUCAAAUCAUACUCCCACCCCUACUGCCACGCAAUGGGACACCCCAACGCCGCGCCCGACAAGCAUUGAGUCGAAUCAAAGGAAUAUGACCAGUACCCACACCCGCGAAAGCGCGCCUCGGAGUAGCGGGCGCGACAGGGACAGUAGCCAACCGGCAACGUCGGAGCGAUACGGCCCUUCGAGACAUGCUCGCAGCGAUAGCGAGGCCACCGGCGUGGCAUCGUCUGGUGGCUACCCCGAGACGACGCAGAGCGGCCCGCCACGCAGGCACGACUACGACGUCCAGGCAAUGGAAACGACGCCGGGCAGCCCACGUGGCAUCACCAGGAAUCCGAUCCCGGCCCCGACUGUGACCGUUCGGUCCGAGUUCCCCACCAUCAACAGGUCUCGCCAGCAGCAGACCUUGACCUGUCUCAUCACCGUCGAAGUGCCUGACAACAAGUGGCGGCCCGACCCCGAGGACCUCGGGUCAGCCCCGCCUGGCCUUCCCGCCGUGAACGCUCGAAUCGACGAUGCAUUUGCGAGACCGCCAUCUCCGGCCCGGAGUGCGCCGCGGUUCUACCCGUACGAGUCGAGGGAGGUGCUGGAGGAGAUGACGGAGAACCUCAGAAGCCGGGUGGACAACUGGCACGGCCUUGACUUCAGCAGAUUUGGAAAAUUGAGGCUGUAUGGCACACUGCGCGUCGGCAAGGACAAGCAGUCUUGGCAGGAGCUCGAGUGCUUCCUGUUCGCCGAGAUGCUGAUCUGCGUGAAGGAGAAGAAAGUACCCCUCGCAGGGCAGUGGGACGAGAAUGGCAUGCCCAAGAAAGCCGUCCGCUGCACGCUGAAAGGGUCGAUUCUCAUCAAGAAACACCUCAACGAGGUCUCGGAGACGGGCAGCAUCGAUGAGAACGUCCUGACGCUAAACCUUUCUGUCGCGGAGUUGCCUCAAUUCCACCUGAGGUUCGAGAACCGUAAUCAACUGAAGCUUUGGCACCAGGCCUUGCUUGACUUGAACGCCGUCGAGACGUCCCCCGUGCGCAGCCCGGAGUACGACCGGGGCGAGUUCUCGGAGACAGACGAGGAGGACUGGCAGCGGGUCUCGCGACAGCAGAGAGUGUCGUCGGUUGCCUCGUCAUGGGGCGGUCCCAAGUCGGUCACCACGGCGCCCACAGAGUACACUAAUUUCCAGAGGAGCCCGACCAUGCCCACCUCGAUCCACGUGCCGAUCGAUGUUGUCGUCGUCGUGCCCAUCUCCUCGUCGAUGCAGGGCGUCAAGAUCAACCUCGUCCGCGACGCCCUCAAGUUCAUGGUCAACACCCUCGGCGAAAGAGACAGGAUGGGCCUCGUUACCUUCGGGUCUGGGGGCGGCGGCGUACCUAUUGUUGGUAUGACCACCAAGGCCUGGCCCGGCUGGAGCAACGUUCUGUCCUCCAUCAAGCCGGUCGGCCAGAAGAGCCACCGCGCCGACGUUGUCGAGGGUGCGAACGUCGCCAUGGAUUUGCUCAUGCAGCGCAAGUACAACAAUCCGAUCGCAACCAUCAUGCUCAUCAGCGACGCAUCGACCUCUGAUGCCGACAGCGUCGACUUUGUGGUGUCUCGGGCCGAAGCAGCCAAGAUCACCAUUCACUCCUUUGGUCUCGGCAUGACGCACAAGCCGGAUACGAUGAUUGAGCUGUCCACCCGCACCAAGGCGUCAUACACGUACGUCAAGGACUGGAUGAUGCUCCGCGAGUGUCUUGCCGGGUGCCUCGGUGCCAUGCAGACGCUCUCUCACCAGAACGUCAAGCUCAAGCUGAAGCUGCCCGAGGGAUCGCCGGCCAAGUUCCACAAGAUCAGCGGUGCCUUGCAGAUCACGAAGCGGGCGACCGGCCGCGACGCCGAGGCCUCGCUGGGCGACCUAAGGUUCGGCGACAAGCGCGACGUUUUGGUCCAGCUUGUCAUUGUGCCGGACAACACGUCGCAGGAGCAGCUGCCCCAAGACCCCUGGGACAACAUUGUAUCCGGUCUGGAGGCGCUCGGUGGCACCGGCGAUGGUGACGACCAGCGAAUCACGUCUGUGGAGGAGGUUCCUUUGAUCCAGGCGGACCUCACGUGGGGAGACAUCCUGCGAGACGGCACGCUGUCGCAUCUCCCCCGCCCAUCUCUGCUCGCCAUCACCAUGCUCCCCGCCUUGGCGAAGCAAAAGAAUUCGUGGGCCAACUCACCCCCGAUCCCGCCUCACCCGCACAUCGUCCAGCGGCGCAUGGAGCUGCUGACGUCGGACAUGCUGACCCGUGCUUUGACGCUCGUGUCACGCGGGCAGCACGACCGAGCCCACACCCUACUCAACGAGACCCGGUCCAUUCUGAAGGGGCUCGGAAAGGGCGGCCUUCCCCCCAUCCCUCCGCCGACGGCGCCGCCAAACAGAUCCCUUCCGUCCACCCCGCACCUAGGGAACGACGCUUCACCAUCCAUCACUCCCGACAGGAAGCAGACACCGUCCCCUACACAGUCCGCCAACUCGUCCGCUGUCAACGGGUACCCGGCCGCGGCCAUUGGGCGCAGCCGGUCCAACGAUGGCCUCGGUCUGGGCGCUGGCAUCGACGCCAAUACCGUCGCCGCCCUGGACGCCGAGCUUGAGAGCAGCCUCGAGUGGAUCAGUCACCCUGCCGUCUUUGGCCGCGAUAGCCGCAAGGCUGUUCUGCAAGCCAUCGGGGUCAUCAGCUCCCAGCGCGCCUUCACCUUCCGCACACCCAUCGAGGCUCUUUGGGCGGGCCGUGUUGCGGGUGUGAAGAAGCUGACGAGCAAGAGCCGUGAGUGGCGCGACGAAGGUGGCGGCGAGGGCGGCAUCAUGGAGGAGGCUUGA
Molecule: messenger RNA, 3117 nt
Organism: Colletotrichum navitas
Lineage: Eukaryota; Fungi; Ascomycota; Sordariomycetes; Glomerellales; Glomerellaceae
Product: von Willebrand factor type A domain-containing protein
Exons: 4
Coding region: 1-3117 (1038 amino acids)
Source: RefSeq, a predicted model, not a curated record